Diaporthe batatas is the source of this 2088-nucleotide messenger RNA. RefSeq lists its product as uncharacterized. Lineage: Eukaryota; Fungi; Ascomycota; Sordariomycetes; Diaporthales; Diaporthaceae. The coding region runs from base 841 to 1365 and encodes 174 amino acids. The record is from RefSeq and is a predicted model, not a curated record. The transcript is spliced from 5 exons.
GUUGUGUUCCCGUGGGUCUACAAUGCCUCAUGUCAACAUUUUGGACGCCUGUAAUCAGUGGCAAUAGCAUUGUGCCCAGUGUGCUCCGGCCGGGAAAGUUUACGGGAUUGACUCACCGAUGCUUCUGUUUCCGCGGUUCCUGGUCAUGCCUUGGGAGUCCGUCCUCCCCGAUCGUUUUGAGUUUCGAUAGACUCGAGCCCUGAACUGUGAUUGUUGCCCUAUAAGCCGGCGUCUGAGGGUCUAGAUGUUUCUGUCGUCGAUGCCCAAAGCUGGGGUCGUCGUAUGAGCCUUGCGAACCUGGUUUCCAUAUUUGACCGGCGAAAGGUGAUCGGUCAGCCCAAUUAGUACAGUUAAACCUCACCUCGGGCUCCCCAUUUAGUGGGGUUGCAUCUCUCCUGUUCGAAAUAUUCGAAGUCAUUUCUUUGGGAUUGGACAGUAAACAAUGUCAACAUCCACUCUCUAACAGAGAGACAUAGCAUGGCUCUACUAAGCGUUGUGGUGCUGCCAAGGCGUCAUCCAUCGACCACGAAAUGGGCCCUCGACUAAAACCUGUAGUGCACGAUGCGAUCUGAGUAAUACACGCAAAACGACGCAGGGCUGGUGCUGUCAGAGAUUGAAUCACCGUCUGACAGAAUAACGAACGAAUGAAGUGCGUGAAGUCGACCUCUUUCUGACCCGGGUCGGCGGUGGCUGCAGCUUCCAUGAAACCGCACGCGGCAGUUGCCUGAAAAAGCUCAGACGCCUCCUAAAUUUCAAUCGACAGCCCGACAACAAGGCCGCCCAUUCGUCCGUCCAACCCACAAACGUCGCCACCGACCGUGCUGGACAACCGCUGCCGACAUGGAAGGGCAGGCAAUUGAGAUGGCAGAUGAUGAUGUUUGGGACGACUCCGCCCUGAUCAGGUCCUGGGAUGAGGCUUUGGACGAGUACAAGAAAUACCACAGCAUUCAUGCAAGCGGAGGAAAGCUGGAGGACCUUCCCGAGUAUUCACAGGAUGCCAAGCCUGAAACGAGCGGGACACACCAUCAGUCUGAGCCCGUCUGGUCGUCUGCUGCACUGACAUCGGACCAAAAUGCACCCCAGAACCAGCCGGCUCAGGAGCAGCGCGAGCAGAUCGCCGCGGGAAGCACAGAUGAUGCUACCAAGGAUGGCAUGAACGAUGGCGUGGCCGGUGGUAGUGGCGAUGGCAGACACGCCGGCGAGGGCCAGGGUGAGGGCGCCGGCGGAGGAAACAUGGCCCCUCCACAGUUUCUGAUGGGCUCUGUGCAAGAUGAGGGCCUGAAGAGGCUCCUCAUGUCCUGGUAUUACGCCGGGUACUAUACGGGCUUGUACGAAGGCAAGCAGACCCGCCAGGACCAGCAAUAAGCCAGGGCAGGCAGCAUCAGCCCCGGCCGUGAUCGCCAUUUACCAAGGCCUGCAUCGCGCAUCACGGCAUGGGAGUCGAGGCGUGGGAGAGCCUGGGAGCCUGCACAGCAGCAUAUAUCAGUGUGGAGGCUGAGCAUCGGAUGCAAGCCGGCACGAAGGCGCGGCGGGGCACGACCAAGCCAUGGCACAGUUUUGUUAGUGACGAGAAACAAAUCUUGCUGGCCGGGAGUUCGGCGUCCUGCCAGCGCCGCAAGCGGGACUUUGGGUAUACUACUGUCGAGUAAGGCAGCGCAAGGCUAGGGGUGAGCGCCUUUAUCCAAACCUCCCCUGAUCGACCUUCAGGACGGGGUUUCUGUAACAGCUCGCGUUGCAGCAGCGAGGGGGAACGUGCUGUGCUGCUAGCCUGCUAGCCUGCUGGGCCGGCAGCAGAGCUAAGCUGUCCGUGGCCCAUGCAACCACGUUGGGGAGGACUAGUAGGGGGGGAAAGUGUUGUAGAGUUCUCGUCCUGUAAAAGAUUGGGCAAAACUACGAACAGACGUUCACCUCAAUUUCUCGGCAAGGGACAUUAGGCUUGAACGAUUCAGAUGGUGGCGUCGACCUCGUCAGGACCCGUGCUGUGCAAUCAUAGUGUGUACUCAAGUACUUGGCCAUGACAGAAGACGAAACAAAGUUACUCUCUAGGCUGCGUGACACGGGGUUUUCCCACAUGGCCUGAAAACAUUG